AUUGCCUACAGUGUCUUCUCCUUCGGAUGAUGCUGCAGGGAGAAGGAAUUGCCGACUCCGGCGACGCUGAUGCCUCUGCCUCCGCCUCCGCCGCCGCCGCUGCUGAACUUGCUGCUGCCGGAUUCAGUGAAGAAGAAAGGGCAAGAAUCGAAGAGGGUGGACGAAAUUCCGGCGGAAACCGGUGGCCCAGACAGGAAACUUUAGCUCUGCUUAAAAUCCGGUCGGAUAUGGAUGUUGCUUUUCGUGAUUCAAGCCUCAAAGGUCCAUUAUGGGAUGAGGUUUCAAGAAAAUUAGCUGAGCUUGGAUAUCAUCGAAGUGCAAAGAAAUGUAAAGAGAAGUUCGAGAAUGUUUACAAGUACCAUAAGAGAACUAAAGAAGGACGGACUUCCAAAGCCGACGGCAAAACCUACAGAUUUUUUGAUCAAUUACAAGCUUUGGAAGCCAACCCCGGCGGAGGAAGCCACCAGCAACCACCGCCACCGCCGCCGUUAUCUCUUCCUCCUUCAAAGCCACCGGCAAUGCUGAAUACUAGUCAGAUUCCAUCGACUACUGUUCCAUCUGUUGUAACUCCGAUCAAUAUCACGCAUCAGAACAACGUCGAUCCAAUCUCGGUUGCAGCUCCGGCGGGGGCAAUGAACAUUAAUCAUCAUGUCGUAGGUGGGUUUCCGUUUUCGCAUCCGAAUAUGUUGUCGGCGUCCACGAAUUCGACGUCUUCAUCGACUUCUUCCGAUGAUGAGCCGCCGGAGAGGAGAAGGAAUCGGAAACGGAAGUGGAAGGAUUUCUUCGGGAGAUUGAUGAAGGAGGUGAUUGAUAAACAAGAGGAAUUACAAUCGAAGUUUCUUGAUACGUUGGAGAGACGUGAACGUGAUCGGAUGGCGCGAGAAGAAGCUUGGAGGAUCCAAGAAAUGGCGAAGAUGAAACGAGAACAUGAUCUUUUGGUUCAAGAAAGAUCAAUGGUCGCUGCUAAAGAUGCGGCGGUCAUCACCUUCUUGCAGAAGAUCACCGAACAAAACCCAAAUGCUGCAAUCCUGCAAAUACCAGCUAUGCAAUUACUCCAACAACAACCACCAUUACCGCCGCCCCCGCCACCACCAUCGCAGCAAAUGCCACCAAUGCAACAGCAACCACAACCGCAACAGCAACAGCAACAGCAACGGCAACAGCAAGUAGGGCCAUCUCAACAUCAAGUUCAAACAAUGCCAAUUGCAGUACCAGUACAAGUGCCAGUGCCAGUGCCAGUAUCAGUAUCCGUAUCAGAACCUGCUCCACAAACAUCGACGGUGAAGAAUCUGGAUAACGGCGGCGGAGGAGAGAACCUGCUACAACCAAGUCCAUCAAGAUGGCCAAAAGCAGAAAUUAACGCACUGAUAAAACUCCGAACGACUCUCGACACAAAGUAUCAAGAAAGCGGGCCAAAAGGACCAUUGUGGGAGGAAAUAUCGUCGGCGAUGAGGAAGCUCGGAUACAACCGGAAUGCGAAAAGAUGCAAAGAGAAAUGGGAGAACAUCAACAAGUACUACAAAAAGGUGAAGGAAAGCAGCAAGAAACGUCCAGAGGACUCAAAGACUUGCCCUUAUUUCCACCAGCUCGAUGCCAUUUACAGAGAGAAAGCUAGCAUAAAAUUACCCGAAACCCAGAUGGCUCCAAUAAUGGCUCGACCGGAGCAGCAAUGGCCACUUCCGGCGACGGCGGUGGUGGUCCAAGAGCAGCAGCACCUCCAUCAACAACCACCGCAACAACAGUCCAGAACGAAUGAAUCUAGAGAUCAGAAUGCCGAGGAGGAUUACGACGAUGAAGAAGAUGAUGACGAGGAGGAAGAAGAAGAAGAAGGUGGUGGUGGCGGUGAGUACGAGAUUUUUCCAAACAAGACAUCAUCAAUGGCUGCAGUUGAAUGAUGGAAAUUUAUAAGACAAUCGAAUCGAACAGCAUUGAGGUGCACUGCAAAAUGUGGGUCAUGAGUUGCAGAAGUUGUCCGAUGGGUACGCGGGUCGGGUUGCGGGUUGAUUAUGGAAGCU
Cynara cardunculus var. scolymus (artichoke) is the source of this 2015-nucleotide messenger RNA. Its product is annotated as trihelix transcription factor GT-2-like. Lineage: Eukaryota; Viridiplantae; Streptophyta; Magnoliopsida; Asterales; Asteraceae. The transcript has 2 exons. The record is from RefSeq and is a predicted model, not a curated record. Bases 27 to 1895 code for a protein of 622 amino acids.